This is a messenger RNA of Prionailurus viverrinus (fishing cat), 2804 nucleotides long. RefSeq names its product D-2-hydroxyglutarate dehydrogenase (gene D2HGDH). Bases 791 to 2146 code for a protein of 451 amino acids. Gene Ontology annotation, cellular component: mitochondrion. The transcript is spliced from 6 exons. The record is from RefSeq and is a predicted model, not a curated record. Gene Ontology annotation, molecular function: catalytic activity; FAD binding. Lineage: Eukaryota; Metazoa; Chordata; Mammalia; Carnivora; Felidae.
CCGGCCGCCGGCUCAGAGCCGCACCUCCUCCGGCUGCCCUGCCCUUGGUGCAGGGGUGGGGGCCCUUCGGGAGGCCGCUCCUGCCUCUCCCAGCUUCGCUCUCUGUUCCCAGAGGGGUCAGGACCUGGCCUUCUUGGUUCCCAGAGCAAGGUCUGGAGCGGACCCUGUCCUGUCUUGGUGCAGAACACACUUUAUUCUGUAACACAACUGGGGCUUUGCUCGUCUCUUCCAUCUGUUUGGUCCGCUGUUUAAGUAGCUUAUGCUGGAAGAUGCUGGGGGAGAUCGUGUCAUUUCUUGUGUGUUCAUUACUGUGGCGGAAUCAGUCACGCCUGUGGGGACGCACCGCCUGCCCUGUCGCUGCUCGUCCCCGUCGGCUCGCAGCAUGCCUCCUACGUCGGGCCUUCCACCUGGGACACACUCCUCGUGACGCGUCCUCUGUCCCCCGCUGUGUCUGCAGUGACUUCGUCCCCCCCCCCCCCCCGUGACGACACUGUCACUGGUCCACAAGCACGUUGGGUUUGUUUUUGUUCCUCCUGUCGAGCAUCACUGCGUGGCCUGUGGCUCGUGCUGGUGGUCACGGGGAGGCCUGCUGCCCUCCGCCACUGUGGCUUCCGGGGACUCUGGCGCUCUGUUCUGUGGUCACUUUAAAGGUCUUCUUUUUGUCUUUGGUCUUCUGUGAUUUGGGGCGCGUUGUGUGUAGGUCUCGUGAGCUUCCUGCACCUGUGGCUUGAUGUCUCACCAGUUCUAGAAGAUUCCUGUCUUCCUGUCCCUCAGGGCUGUCACUGAACCCAUGACACAACUUUCCAGUGUGUGCUCUCGCUCUGCCGUGUUUUCCACCCUUUCACAAUCCUGUCACGUCUGGGCAGUCUCUUCCCGUCUGAUCUCCAUUUAUGAGCGCUCCCGUCGCGGUGCUCCAUGUGCUGCCGAACCCCCACGUGCCCUGUCGUCCCCGCCGUGGCACCUCCAUGUGCUCCUUGGAUGUGUGCAGAGCAGGCACCUGCCAGCCUCGCGCUGUGCAGGACAUACUUCCCCGCCCCCCGCAGACUCUCCCUGCCUCACCUCUGAAAGGCCGCGUGCAUCCCACCCCUCCUGUCGCAGGGUCGCCUCCAGCCGCCGGCGGGUGAGCUACCCGGGCCUGUGCUGGGCCUGGCUGUGUCUUGAAGCCCCAGAUGAAUUCCCCACGGAAAGCCGAGUGCUGGUUGUGGGAAGAGAGCUACAACGAAGCCGUUCCCAACCACUAGCCCUGCGUUCUCAUUACGUCUCGGCCCCUCUGCUUCCCACCACCUUCCCGAGGCUGCCCAGCUCGCCCAGCGCCCUCCCCUGGGGUUGGGGUCGGCGCGGCCACGGUUGUCCGGGCUUCUCUGAGGUCCUGCAGACCUUCAGCACCUGCAAGGGGCUGCUGGGUGAGAUCCUGUCCGCGUACGAGUUCAUGGAUGCCGAGUGCAUGUGGCUGGUCACGCGUCACCUUCGCCUCGCCAGCCCGGUGCAAGAUCCCAGCCGGUUCAUUCCAGACCAGCACACAGGACGCCGAUAUCACGUUGCAGAAAGUGUCUGUGCCUCGGAACCUGUAGAUCCUGAGAGUCCUUUCUAUGUUCUGAUCGAGACCUCAGGCUCCAGAGCAGGCCAUGAUGCUGAGAAGCUGAAUGACUUCCUGGAGCAGGUGCUGAGCUCCGGCCUGGUGACGGAUGGGACCGUGGCCACAGACCACAUGAAAGUCAAGGCGCUGUGGGCCCUCAGGGAGAGGAUCUCGGAGGCGCUGAGCCGGGAUGGCUACGUGUACAAGUACGACCUCUCCCUGCCCACCGAGAGGCUCUACGACCUUGUGACUGACCUGCGCGCGCGCCUCGGCCCGCGGGCCAAGCACGUGGUGGGCUACGGCCACCUGGGGGAUGGGAACCUGCACCUCAACGUGACGUCAGAGGCCUUCAGCCCUUCGGUGCUGGGCGCCCUGGAGCCCUAUGUGUACGAGUGGACGGCCGAGCAGCGGGGCAGCGUCAGCGCAGAGCACGGCCUGGGCUUCAAGAAGAGGGGUGUCCUCGGCUACAGCAAGCCGCCCGAGGCCCUGCGGCUCAUGCAGCAGCUCAAGGCCCUCUUGGACCCCAAGGGCAUCCUGAACCCCUACAAGACACUACCUGCCCAGGCCUGACGGGGCCCGCUGGGGCCAGUGGGAGACAUGGGAGGGGCCUUGGUCCUGUUCUGGUCUUGCUGUCCUGGUCGAAGUGGGCCUGCAGGGCUGGCUGGGGGCGGGUCCCUCCCGGCUGUGCUGCUGAGCCUCUGUGCAGACGCCCUCCAGCCCUCUGCAGGUUGGGAGACGGCCUCCUGCUGCACGUGCCGGGUAGGCCGGUGGGCGAGCAGUUCUGCCCACUCCGGAGACCGGCUGCAGCCGUGGGAGGUGACGUGGGUGGUCCUGUCCCCCAUGUGGCGUGAGCCCCCGGCAGAGGUGAUGAGCUCUGUGUGGGGUCCGUCCCGGGUCACCAGGGUCACCUUUGAGCCAGAGUGACAGGGAUGGUCUCCACCCUGGAAGGCAUCGUUCCUCCAUUUUCUGGAAGGUCUGUGCAUUGGCAAGACCGUUGUCAGAGGUCAGCCAUUAGUUUUUCGUCUCGGUGGUUUGCUGUGAUGUGUCUGGUCUUCUGCAUCAAAGGUCGGUGAGGCCAGGGGCCAGGCCCGGGCACACUGCUUCCGCGGCCCUGGCCUGCUAGUUGCUGUUGCCCUGGGGCCUCCUGGGGCUGUGGAGGUCUGAGGUUGGGUAUGUUUUCGCUUUCUGGCCAUCAUGAACUUCCGGUAAAAAUGGGAAUUAAUCACGA